This is a messenger RNA of Trichoderma gamsii, 1065 nucleotides long. RefSeq lists its product as hypothetical. Bases 1 to 1065 code for a protein of 354 amino acids. Lineage: Eukaryota; Fungi; Ascomycota; Sordariomycetes; Hypocreales; Hypocreaceae. The record is from RefSeq and is a predicted model, not a curated record. The transcript has 4 exons.
AUGGCUGUCAAAGUGUUUGUAGACCAAUUGAUACUAACAGGACUGGCGUUACCGCCAGGAUACGUCGGAGGCACGGUCUUUGAUUACGUCUACAACGCUCACAAGGACUACGAAUACACCGUUCUCGUUCGCGACGAAGCACGUGCCCAGCUAGUAAAGGCGAAAUAUCCAACCGUCGAAUUUGCCUAUGGUGCUCUCGAGGAUACCAACGUCAUUGAGAAGGCUGCCGCCGAGGCAGAUAUCGUUAUCCACACCGCAGACUCGUCGGAUCACGCCAUUAGUGCUCGCGCGAUUGCCAAGGGCCUGAAGGAGGGCCACACAGCGGAAAAGCCUGGAUACUGGUUGCACCUGUCUGGCACAGCCAUCCUGACCUGGUACGACCAUGUCAACAACAGAGCAGGAGAAGGCCCCCACCCCGAGUACAUUUACAACGAUCUCGACGGCGUCGACCGCAUGUUGAACUUUCCCGAUGAUGGACUCCACAGAGAUGUUGAUAAGAUUAUCCAAGGUGCCGCUUCUGAUGCAGUCAAGACCACAAUCAUCUGUCCGCCUCUCAUCUACGGCAAAGGAUCUGGCGUCGGCAACCAGACGAGCGUCCAGCUACCAUAUCUCAUAGAGGCGGGUCUCUCCGACGGAUACGUGCCCGUGGUCAAGCCUGGGAAGACCGAGUGGGACCACGUCGACGUUCACAGCCUAGCAGACUUGUAUGUCAAGCUUGUCGAUGCGACCCAAGAUCCCUCGAAGAACAGCAACCCGGAGAUUUUCGGCAUCAGAGGCUUCUUCUUUGCCGCCAGUGGCACACAUUCCUAUUUACAGCUUGCAGAGAAGGUUGCGGCAGAAAUCAAGAAGCAAGGCUACAGCAAUAAGGUGACAGUUAAGCAAUACAGCCUCGCCGAGCUGAGAGAGCUGAAGGGAGACAACCUCGUCAUAAGCACGUAUGCGUACAGCUCGAGGGGAGACGCGCAGAGGGCCAAGAAGUAUCUCGGCUGGGAGCCCAAGGGCAUGUCUCUAGCUGAGGGUGUCACAGAGACGGUGGAAAUUCUGGCAAAGGCCAAGGGGCUGUAA